Molecule: messenger RNA, 606 nt
Organism: Cucurbita pepo subsp. pepo (vegetable marrow)
Lineage: Eukaryota; Viridiplantae; Streptophyta; Magnoliopsida; Cucurbitales; Cucurbitaceae
Source: RefSeq, a predicted model, not a curated record
AUGGGUGCCGCUAAAAAACUCUGUUCCUUCAGCUGCGAAAUCAGAAUCCUACAAGCCAAGAACAUAGAGUUCAUAUCUCCAAAGAAUCUCUUUGUUAGAUAUUAUCUUUCUGCAGGCAACAACAAGAGGAUUCGUCUGAACACGAAGCAAACCUCUUCCAAUUCCGAGUUCAUAUGGAACGAGUCUUUCUGUUUGGAGUGUUUGGGUUCAGAAGACUCCAUCCAGAGCCUCAAACAAGCAACCGUCGUCUUCGAGCUCCGGCGGGCUAAAACCCAACAUGUUUUUGGCAGAGUUUUGGGGUCGUCGUCAUCGUCUCAACUUCUGGGUAGGGCUGAGAUCCCUUGGAAUCAGGUUUUUGAAUCGCCAAACAUGGACAUUGACAGAUGGGUGUCGUUGGUUUCUGCUAAUAAUGGGUCUGUUCGUGAAGGCUUUAAGCAACCGAAAUUGAAAGUGGGGAUGAGAGUGAGAGUUGCAGCAGAAAUGGAGAUGGAGAAAAAGAGGAGAUUGAGGAAGUGGAGCGAUGAGUGUGGAUGUGAAUCCAAAGUGGGGCAUUUUUGUGGGGAUCAUGAGUUCUUCGCCCUUGCUGCUGCCAUGGAAUUCUUGUAG